Molecule: messenger RNA, 2928 nt
Organism: Caenorhabditis sp. 36 PRJEB53466
Lineage: Eukaryota; Metazoa; Nematoda; Chromadorea; Rhabditida; Rhabditidae
Source: the annotation of a GenBank genome assembly
AUGGCCACCAAGGACGCCCUCAUCGCCGAAGAAGGGCACACUAAUUUUGCGGGCGGUAGCAGCGGGGAUGUUGCCACUUUCGACAAGGUAAUUUCCUGAAAAAUUGCAAGCUCCCAAUUUUCCAAGUUUCCAGAACGCCGAAGUGGUCAAUUUCGAGCUGGAGCCGAAAGCGAUCGGACUGACGAAAGAGCAACUCGAGAAGUAUCGCAAUGAUCCGUUCUGGAAGCCGGUUAGGUAGGAUUUCUGCGCAAAGUAAUCGAAAUUCCAUUGAGAACGUGUUCAGAACCAUUCUGUUCGUCGCUUUCUGGGCCGCCUGGGCUCUCAUGUUCGCCGGAGCCAUCGCCAUCGUUGUGCUCUCGCCAAAGUGCGCCGAGAAGCAGAAGCCCGAGUGGUGGCAGACCAAAGUCUCCUAUCAGGUGAGAUAAUUAAAAAAGUGCUGUCAUCAUAACCUCAUUUUUCCACCUCUCAACUUUUUUAUAAACUCAAUGAGAGCGCGAAAGUGUGCGACGAGUCUAUGCCCAAAAUCUGAGCUGAAAUUGAAAAAUUCUCAUUAGAGCGCACUCCUAUCGCUUCCUCCCAACAAGUGUGAACAUGAGAGAUGGCCAAUCCUCCCGCCCGUCUCCCCCUUUCUCAUUUUGACAGAUUAGUACUCAGACCCCCUUUUCUCUUCGGCGAGACGGCCGAUUUGAUGACCUCGUUCACUCGCCUGUCAUCUAUUUAUCUCGACAAUUAAUCAUUUUGUGUUCACUCGGCCGCCCCCACGUAUUAUUAUUCAAAUUCCGCGGGGACCGAAAACAAAAGCUUGGGUGAUUCUCAAAUUCUUCGUCUUCAGCUCCUCACCGCCACCUUCUACGAUUCGGACAACGACGGAGUCGGAGACUUUGCCGGAAUAACCGAGAAAAUCGACUUCCUUCGCAAAAUCGGAGUGACUACCGUCUACCCGACGCCGGUUAUAAAGAUUCAAAAGGUUUUCCGAAUGAUGUUUCAGCAAAAAUCAUGUGCAAAUGAUUUUAGGAUGAAUACUUCAACUCGUACGACGUUGUCGAUCACAACGCCGUCGACGAGCGUUUCGGAAGCGAAGAUCAGUUCAAGGAGCUCAUUGAGACGGUUCACAACAGAGGUAAGCGAGGAAAAUGACAAUUCACACUUCAGUUUUCCAGCUCGAAAUCUUUUUGAAAAUUUUGUUGAAUGGCACGCUCAAGGGGAACCUAUGCCCAAUUGUUCAACAAAUUUUCAGAUAUGUACCUGGUGAUGGACCUGCCCGUCUCCACCGUCGACAUCUCGCAUCCGUGGUUCGAGAAGCGUGAGGAAGCCAAGUUUGUUCUGGCCACCCCGUCUGAUUCGGGCUUCAACGAGACCAACUUCUAUCCGUUCCACGGGUCCACUCGUGUCAAGUAUCUCGGAUAUCCGAGCAGCCAGAAUCCGGUGCUCAACUGGAAGAAUGCGGACGUGAAGGCCACCAUCAACGGCGCCAUUCAAAAGUUUUUGGAUUUGGGCGUCGACGGAUUCCACAUCGAUCACAUCAGUCAAUUGGCCGUCGAUGCCAAGGGAAAACCUAAUGUACGUGCCGAAAAAUGUGACAUUUCUCAAUAAAGGCCAUUUUCAGCACGACGAAGCGAUCAAAGUGCUGAAAGAGCUAACCCAAUCCGUCGUCCGGUACGUGCAAUCGAAGCCGGAAUUGGAAGGAAAGAAGAUUGUGCUGUUCUCGUCGCUCAAGGACGUCGAAGAGUUGCACACGAAGGCCACCGAAACCGGUAUUCUGAACACCGUCAUCGACAAUUCGUUUGCCACGUUGUCGGAGAAGAAGUGCGCGCCGUCGGUGGCGAAGUGCGUCCAUGAGGCCCUCAACGCCGCUUAUGAGAGACAUCAGGUUGGUAUUGUUUUCGAAAAAUCGAAUUUUAGCCAGGUUUUAGUAGAAGACUAUACAUUUUUAGGUGGAAAAAUACCAGAAAUCGGUAAGUUUGAUGCUCGCGUUUUUUCUAGGAAAAGACAAUAGAAUUGUGAUUGUACAAUAGCAUGGUUUUCCAUUUACCUUCUUUUCUAAUCAUUUUCCAAAAAUAACUCAUUUAGAAGGACAACUUCACUGCUCACUGGCAAUUCUCGAACGCCGACUCUUCGCGUCUGGCGUCCCGAUUCGAUUCGCAGACCGCCCAUCUCCUCUCGUUCCUCCAACUCACUCUGCCCGGCGCCAUUUCGGUCUACUACGGACAAGAGCUUGGACUGAAAGACGCGACGAACAAGGACGGACGUUACGCUCAGAUGGGAGUGAUGCAGUGGACGCCGACCGGUGGAGACCACCACGGAUUCAGCGGAAACGCCGAGCCCAUCUUCUUCCCGGAAAGUGAAGACAACCUGGAGGCUGACAACUUUGAGGUAAACGGCAUAAUUGGAAGAACACUCUGAACUCUUCUUUUUUCAGACCCAAUUCGCCAUCGACAACUCUGCGCUCAAAAUCUACCGUAAACUGGCGAAACUGCGUCAGAGAGACGAGGCGCUGAUCGUCGGACAGACUGUCCGUGACGAGCUGCUCGCCGACGACGUCAUCGUGUUCUCGCGCUUCUCUACCAACAAAACCGUCACAAAUGUGGCCACCGGCUCCGCGUUCGUCGUCGCCCUCAAUUUUGGCGAGAAGCCGCAGACCGUCGACUUUUCGAAGGAGCCCGCCGCCAAGCUCAUCCCGAUCAACAAGAACGUGCAGAACAUUGAGGUGAGCUGGAAAAUCUGAACAUUUCACUUUCAGCGAAGAGGGCUGAAAGUUUGGAAUGUGUCAGGUUUUGAUGGCAACCAGACGGGGAGCCCAAUUUCUAUUUUUUGCAGAUCUCGGUGGUGACUGCCAAUGUGACCGAGUACAAGAUCCGCGAGCACUACAAUCUCAUCGAGAAGCCGCUCGUGGUGCCGCCCAAGCAGGCAGUCCUCUUCAAGCUGUAA